This is a messenger RNA of Talpa occidentalis (Iberian mole), 745 nucleotides long. It is a transcript of the gene BBS12, whose product is annotated as Bardet-Biedl syndrome 12. Gene Ontology annotation, biological process: chaperone-mediated protein complex assembly; photoreceptor cell maintenance. The transcript has 2 exons. NCBI's taxonomy places the organism in Eukaryota, Metazoa, Chordata, Mammalia, Eulipotyphla, Talpidae. The record is from RefSeq and is a predicted model, not a curated record. The coding region runs from base 50 to 742 and encodes 230 amino acids.
CCCGGCGCGCGCACCGAGCGGGGGCGGCGCGGGAGGCGGAGGCCAGGUGAUGAUCCGAGGUGAGGGCCAGGGGGUGGCCAACAGGACGCAGCACGUGGGACUUCAGCAGCUUUCGUCCUUUGCAGAGGCAGGAAGAACUUUCCUGGGCCCGGUGAAGUCUCCCAAAUUCAUCACAGAUGGGGAGGGGCAGGAGAGCGUGCUGGUCACCUCCGCGGCCAGGCUCCUGGAAGGACUGGACCUGAGCGGCGCAGCCGGGCAGCUUCUCCGGGAAGCCAUCCUGGCACACAGAGACAUCUACGGGACUGGGGUCAGCACCCUGCUGUUCCUCGUGGGCGCCUGGAGCGCCGCGGCUGAGGAGUGUCUGAACCUGGGCGUGCCCGCCCCUGUCAUCGCCACGGUGAUGGAGGAGGGCUUGAAUGUCUGCAUGGACGCAGCCAUCUCCCUCCAGGCCCCUCUCCACCAGGUCUCCGCCCACCUGGACAGCACAUGGAUGCUCUCUGCUCCGGAGACUUGCGGUGUCAGCCUGUGCCCAUGUCCCCCCAUGGCGCCCAGCCCGGCCAGCUGCAGGGAGAGCCUGCUGUGGGCCACCUCGCCGCGCGGUCACCGGCCCUCCCCCGUCUCCCUGGCACUCAUGUCCAGUCUCCUACACUCCACAGAAGGCAGACUGAGACCAAGAGAAGUGUGUCUGGAACCCCGAGAGACAGUCUGCCCGUGGGGGCUCGCUCCAGAGAGCCAGCCCUGACCC